UCACACACCUCAACCAAGAGAAGCAGUGACAGAUAGCAAAGCUCAGGGCGCACAGCAGGACGAACCAUGGGCUACUUUCCGGACUUUUCCAUCGAAACCUGGACGUUGAUAGUGUUUGUCAUCACUCUCAUUGCAGUGUAUGGAUAUGCUCCAUAUGGCGUUUUUAAGAAGUUAGGCAUCCAUGGACCCAAACCUUUGCCCUUUAUUGGGACAUUUUUGGAGUGCAGGAAGGGCAUCCACAAUUUUGACACGGACUGCUUUAAGAAAUAUGGCAGGAUUUGGGGGCUCUACGAUGGCAGACAGCCUAUCUUGGCUAUAAUGGACACAGCCAUGAUCAAAACAGUCUUGGUUAAGGAGUGUUAUUCUGUCUUCACCAACAGACGGGAUUUUGGCUUGAAUGGACCCUUAAGUGAUGCUGUUUCAAUAGUAGAAGAUGAGCAAUGGAAGAGGAUCCGUAGUGUGCUCUCUCCGUCCUUCACCAGUGGCCGUCUGAAAGAGAUGUACACAAUAAUGAUUAAACACUCAAGUAACCUGAUUGAGAGUCUUCACAAGAAAGUCGGGGCGGAUGAAGUCAUUGAAGUUAAAGAAGUAUUUGGACCGUACAGUAUGGAUGUUGUGACCAGCACUGCUUUCAGCGUGGACAUUGAUUCCAUCAAUAAUCCCUCUGAUCCGUUUGUAACAAACAUCAAAAGAAUGGUCAAGUUCAACUUCCUGAAUCCAUUACUUGUGCUUAUCGUUCUGUUUCCAUUCUUGGGACCAGUCUUUGAUAAGAUGGAUUUGGCAUUCUUCCCAACUGAAGUGACUAAGUUCUUCUACAGCUUCCUGCAGAUGAUAAAAUUGGAUCGGAAUAAGGCUGACCACAAAAACCGAGUGGACUUCAUGCAGCUGAUGGUGGACUCUCAGGUUUCAGAGAACAAUAAGAACGACACCAGUUUGCAAAAAGGGCUGACCGAUCAUGAAAUCCUGUCUCAGGCCAUGAUAUUCAUCUUUGCUGGCUAUGAAACCACUAGCAGCACACUUGGCUUUAUAACCUACAACCUGGCAACCAACCCUCACAUCCAAAAGACCUUGCAAAAGGAAAUUGAUGAAACGUUCCCAGAAGAGUGUGAGCCCACCUAUGAAGGCCUGAUGCAGAUGGAAUACCUGGACAUGGUGGUGAAUGAGUCAAUGAGGCUGUACCCUAUUGCCAAUCGAUUGGAGAGAAUGACGAAGGUCUCAGUUGAAGUGAACGGUAUGACCGUUCCUAAGGGAACUGUCAUCAUGGUACCACUUUACACUCUGCACCGGGACCCUGCUUUGUGGCCUGAGCCUGAGGCCUUCAAACCUGAAAGGUUCAGCAAAGAGAACAAAGACAACAUCGACCCCUAUGCCUUCCUGCCCUUUGGAGCAGGACCAAGGAACUGUAUUGGAAUGCGAUUCGCUCUCUUGUCGAUGAAGCUGGCCUUAGUCAUGGUCCUCCAGAACUUUAGCUUUGUCACCUGCAAGGAGACACAGAUUCCGAUGGAGCUGGGAGUGGAGGGUUUUACCACGCCUGCGGUGCCCAUCAAACUGAAACUCAAGCCCAGAGCCAGUGAUUCUUCUUCAAUCUAACUUUGAUUAUAUGGCAGUAACCUGGCAGCUCUCACUCUAACCUGCUUCACUAUCAAGUCAACAGUUUAUGUUACGCUUUUAGAAAAAUACAAAACAUGAACAGUAUAUUCUUCACAAAUCACUCAUCUAAAGACAUUUUAGAGUACCAUAUAAAAUAAAGCACCAUAUAAAUUCCAGCAUAUAGUAUGGGUAUUUUUUUUACGAUUUAUAGAAAUGAAUAGAAAACGUAUAUAGAUGAAUAUAAUGUAUAUCAAUGAGUUUUACAGUUUAUUUUCACUAAUCAUUUCGAUUACAUUUAAAUAACAACAUUUGGUUCAAGGAAACAAACCCCUGCUGAUUCUUUUGUCGUCCCUGAUUGACUGACAAGCUUUGUUUUUUCUCUCUUUGUAUUUAAGAAGACAAUAUGAGGUGUUUUGAUAUUUUUUAAAUCUUCAAUAUUAACACCACUACUCUUUUUGUUACUUUUUUGUGACAGAAUUAAAUUGCAACAUAUCAUCACGGUUUCCGUUUUGCUGUUAUUGUUUCAGGGCUGAACGUUGUGUGCAGUCUAUGGUGCAGAAUGAAGUUAGAAAACCUACCUGGUUUAGCUGCAAAUAAACUUUUACUGUCAAUAUUC
Limanda limanda (common dab) is the source of this 2206-nucleotide messenger RNA. RefSeq names its product cytochrome P450 3A40-like. Gene Ontology annotation, molecular function: steroid hydroxylase activity; oxidoreductase activity, acting on paired donors, with incorporation or reduction of molecular oxygen, reduced flavin or flavoprotein as one donor, and incorporation of one atom of oxygen; iron ion binding. The transcript is spliced from 13 exons. The record is from RefSeq and is a predicted model, not a curated record. NCBI's taxonomy places the organism in Eukaryota, Metazoa, Chordata, Actinopteri, Pleuronectiformes, Pleuronectidae. The coding region runs from base 67 to 1590 and encodes 507 amino acids.